Messenger RNA from Frieseomelitta varia, 2424 nucleotides. RefSeq lists its product as uncharacterized. NCBI's taxonomy places the organism in Eukaryota, Metazoa, Arthropoda, Insecta, Hymenoptera, Apidae. The record is from RefSeq and is a predicted model, not a curated record. The transcript has 2 exons. Bases 249 to 629 code for a protein of 126 amino acids.
UUAAGAGCUCAGUGCCAUGCUGCCGGUCAACGGACAUGGAUCUCUUGGAAAGUAUAUAGGUACUCUUACCUUUCUCGUCCUUCCGAUCGAUCGUCUUCUCAUGAAUCGAUCGAUAGAUCUCGAACGUUCUCAAGACCGUCCGGUUCAAGUGCGUGUUCGCCGAAAGCGACUGACCCGGGAACGACGCGACGGAAUGGUGCUGAAGCGAAAUUGCGGGACGAUUCAAAUCGUGCGUGUGACGCGAAUCGAUGUGGAGAACCGUGCAUUCCGUCGACGAAGGAUCGCUGACGCGGCGGACGCACGUCGAUCGUCCCCGAGAGCGCAUUGUCACUCUCGAAUUGUUUGAUCGGGGUUCAAGGUUCCGGUUCAAGGACAUCUGCAAACAGAGACGGGAAACUGAUAACCGAUACGGAUGUGACCUGAGCUUGGGAUUGAAAUCGAAUGGCGAUGCUUUGAUGGAAAAUGGAUUUCUCGGAACGAUUGAAACUAUUCUAGAGAAUGGAGCGAGACACGUGGAUCUGGAAAUUCAGCAUUCCAGUGCAUGCGCUCCGUGCAUCAUUCUCCCUAAACCUGAAUUCGCGAAUGGUACAACUAAACAAAUCAAGAAAUCUUGCUUCCACUAUACUUGAGCUUUGUCUUACACAGUUAACAAAGAUCCAAGAUAUUCAUCAACUUUCCUUGAAUUUAAAAGGAAUUUGCUAUUCUUCGUCUUACUUACAUCCUGCAACAGAAAAAGAGAAAGUAAUUAAAGUAAUUAAAAUAAAAAUAGUUAUCGAGUUAGUCAUCCCUAACAACUAUCGAAUCAUCUUUAAAAGUAAAUUUUUCGUAAAACCACCUUAUUUCUCCUGCAUACGCAGCGCGUUCUCUCUGCAAUGAUCAUCGUUCCAAGAAACAUCGAGGUCGUCGUGGGUCAAGCGCAAGUUAUUCACGUUCAAAAUGGAAUCGUGGCGCACAGAAUUUUCCCAUCGCUGUGGAUCGUGCACAAGUCAACCCGCUCCGAUUCCCACAUCGUCCUCUCUCCCUUCAACAUCAUCCUCUGCAACAUUACCUAGCGCACAUCGUGCAUCAAGGCGGCGUUCUCCAGCCUCUUUAUCCGGGGGCGGUCGUAACGCGAUGAUGCGACAGUGGCCAUAGCCACGAGACCAACGAGAAAGACCCUCGGUACUCCGACUCCGAGCAGAGAAGACAUCGACAACGAGAAAGAUGCGGUACAUAUUUACCCUAUGUACAUCCAGCCAAUACCAUGAAGAAUCGUUCCACUUGCAAUUAGAGUGGUGGACGCCGGACAGAGGAAAGGCAAGAAAGCGAAAAAGAAAAGGAAGAAAGAAGCAAAGAGAAGUGACAGAGGCGAGGAGGGGAGAGGGUGGUGACUCUCUUCUAUGCAAGGGGGAUUAAAAAGAGAGACAGACAGACGUAUACUCGGAUGCAGAAUGGAAAGGGAGAAAAAGAGAAAGAAAGAGGAAGAAAUAUGUAUGUACAUACAUACAGGAGAACGGCACAUACCGCGCCCGCAUAAAACGGCCAUCCUCUCGUCGAGCACGUAACGCGUAGUAGGUGCUACAGGAUUGGUUGGCUUCUAUGUGUGGGGGCGGCCUGGCCGGCAACCCGUUGAAAAUAUAAGCGUGUGUGAGUGUCGGUUGAUUAGCCACAGUCAGGACGGAUCGUCGCUUAGUGCGACAGUGUCCGGUUAGUUAGGCGGCUCUUGUUGUUUCGCGCGAUCAACUCACCCGGUUCUCGAUAUAUAGAAAAUUGAGCAAAACUCGUCGAGCUGCAAGAGAAACAAUAUACAUAGUCAUUGAGAAAAUCAUUCGUCCCCUUUUCUUCUUAUUUUCUCUCUUCUUUUCGUUUUUUCUUUUUUUUUUUUUUUUUUUUUUGUAUAGAAAACGUUUCGAUAUUAACGAUUUGAACUGAGUUCCCCCGGUUCACUCAAAGCAUCGCAAAGUCUGCCCGUGUGUCGGCGACACGAUGCUUGGCUCUCGCUUCGUUAGCUCGUACUAAUCAAAAUUAAUCAUAACCCGGGCAACAAUUGAUCGCAAUUGGCUCGGAUUCCAUUACGGAGAACGCGCGAACGCCACGGCCGUCAUCCUGCGCACCGCGCGCGCCUUUUUGCAUAAUUGGCCAGCUGGAGGUCUUCGCGAAGAACCCAAGAAAUCUGUGAUAAUAAAGGGAACAAGAAGUGAAUGAGAAUUGAAUAUACUUGUCCAGGGUAUUUGGAACUUUGACUGGACGACAUCGAUCAAUUACCAUUUGUUGCUACUGAGAACCAGGAAAAUAGAGAAUAAAGUUGAAGAGGAUAACGUCGAAGAAGAGAAAACUGUUGUGUAAUUUGUAUUGGAUAUCUAAGUGAAGGAUCAAAUGUUUAUUAAUCGCGCGAAGACUAAUAGAAAAACUAUGCAUGAAGAUCGAAGAAGAUAAACAACUGUC